AUGCUUCCAGAAACGCGUUCGCAGGACGCGGCAGCCGAGGACGAGACACCGGUGGCACCCGCUGCCGACCCGCGCAAGUGUCUCGGCGCAGAUUGCGACAAGGAUGCAGGGGCCCUACAGUGCCCAACCUGCCUCAAGCUGGGGGUGAAGGAUAGCUUCUUCUGCUCACAAGAGUGCUUCCAGAGGAACUGGGCUGAGCACAAAGCCGUGCACAAAGCUCUGCAAGUAAAGGCGAAAACUCAGAAUGGACCCUACAAUCCAUUUCCCAAGUUCUUCUUCUCGGGGUCCGUGCUGCCCGUCUACCCGUUGUCUCCACGACGGGAAGUCCCAAAGUCGAUUAAGCAUCCGGACUGGGCAGUCACAGGCAUCCCCAGAAAAGAGAUGCGGCUCCACAAGACCAAGAUAGAAAUUCUUGAUGCCGCUGCUCAGGAUGCGAUGCGCAAGGUGUGCAGAUAUGCCCGUGAAGUGCUCGAUAUCGUUGCCGCGGAGGCCAGGCCAGGUGUCACGACGGAUUAUCUCGACGAGAUCUGCCACAAGGCUUGCGUCGAGCGCGAGUCUUACCCGUCACCCUUGAAUUACCACAACUUUCCCAAGUCUGUGUGCACCUCUGUCAACGAGAUUGUCUGCCACGGAAUCCCUGACCAGAGGGUCCUGCUCGACGGUGACAUUCUCAACCUCGACAUCUCGCUCUACCACGGCGGCUACCACGCCGACGUGAACGAGACUUAUUAUAUCGGCGACCGCGCCAAGGCUGACCCAGAGUCGGUCCGCAUCAUCGAGACCACCCGCGAGGCCUUGAACCAAGCGAUUGCCAUUAUCAAGCCCGGUACACCAUUCCGCGACAUUGGCAAGGUCGUCGAGAAGUAUGCAAAGUCGCAGAAGUGCACAGUGAUACCGACUUGGGGCGGCCACGGCAUCAACACUGAGUUUCACCCGCCACCGUGGAUUGCGCACUACGCCAAGAACAAAGUGGUUGGCAUGUGCAAACCAGGCAUGACCUUUACGAUCGAGCCCAUCCUCACGCUAGGCAGUGCGCGAGAGGUGGCAUGGCCGGACAAUUGGACAAAUGCGACAGCGGAUGGGAAGAGAACAGCGCAAUUUGAGCACACAAUGUUGGUGACCGAGACCGGUGUCGAGGUUCUGACAGCACGCCUGCCAGACUCGCCCGGUGGACCAAUUCCCAUGCCAACUGUGGCAAACUGA
This is a messenger RNA of Microdochium trichocladiopsis, 1203 nucleotides long. RefSeq names its product methionine aminopeptidase 1. NCBI's taxonomy places the organism in Eukaryota, Fungi, Ascomycota, Sordariomycetes, Xylariales, Microdochiaceae. The record is from RefSeq and is a predicted model, not a curated record. Gene Ontology annotation, biological process: proteolysis. Gene Ontology annotation, molecular function: metalloaminopeptidase activity. The transcript has 5 exons. Bases 1 to 1203 code for a protein of 400 amino acids.